This is a messenger RNA of Fusarium oxysporum Fo47, 752 nucleotides long. RefSeq lists its product as uncharacterized. Bases 171 to 668 code for a protein of 165 amino acids. The record is from RefSeq and is a predicted model, not a curated record. NCBI's taxonomy places the organism in Eukaryota, Fungi, Ascomycota, Sordariomycetes, Hypocreales, Nectriaceae. The transcript is spliced from 2 exons.
CCUACACUACCUCUGCUUUGGAACCUGAUUCAUCGCCAAGACGUGUAGUUGAUCAUGUCCAGAUCUCUGUCCCUCAGCAGCAUAAAUAAACACUUCCAUCGUCUCACGAACUUGUUCCUGUCAACCAGCCGUCCAUCAUUCUCCUCAGUUCGUUUUUCAGACUCGUCCUUAUGUCCAACUCAAGCCCGGUUCACUGUAGGACUAUUGAGGACGUCCCGCUGCCAUAUCCCGCUUCCAAGCUGAUCAUCACCCAACGUCUUGAAGCAUCACAAGAAUCACCUUUCUGGGCGUGGAUCAUUGUUGGUGCAUUCUACGACAGACAAGAUAACGUCCUUUGGAGCACCGAGAUCUUCGCUGGUCGCUUGGACAUCGAUUCGGACUCUGAAGACGAGUCUAGUGAUACUUCGUCUGUGGCGGAGAGUUACACCGAGGAGACAGGUUCUUCAGAUAUCUUCUCUUCCUACCAAGAACGAUCUUAUCAUCACAACGAAGCUUUGAACUAUCAAGUGCCUCCGGCCCACCGAGUCUUUCCAUAUUGGAGCCAAUCUCCGCCAUACGCUAUACCACCAACUUGGGAUCCAACAACCCAAGGUCAAGUUCCCGGCUUCUGGCAAGCAUCUUUCGAUCCGAACGUUCGUCGUUGGGUUCAUACCUGGCAACCUCUCUGACUCCCCUCCCCUCCCCUCUCGCGAACAACCACCAUGUCUGGUUGGAACCCAAUCAACGGUCGUGACGCUACAGGCUCACGACCG